Ictalurus punctatus (channel catfish) is the source of this 9366-nucleotide messenger RNA. RefSeq lists its product as uncharacterized. Bases 5881 to 6825 code for a protein of 314 amino acids. The transcript is spliced from 9 exons. The record is from RefSeq and is a predicted model, not a curated record. NCBI's taxonomy places the organism in Eukaryota, Metazoa, Chordata, Actinopteri, Siluriformes, Ictaluridae.
UUUUUUUGGUGUGUCUUCUUCUUCUUCGAGUUUAAUGACGGUUGGAAAACAAACAUUAAGUGCAUUCCCGCCACCUACUGGGUUGGAGUGUAGAACAUUGAGAAGAGAAACAAAACAACAUCAAAAACAAAUCCUAUUAAACAGUCCUACUUUCUUUAAAUAUCUCAAUACCGCAUUAUAUAUUUUAUGCUUAUCCAAACCAUUAUGCAGCCGUUUUUUAAGUAAUAAUUUUCCUAUUCAUAUUUCCCUUACUUCUUUUAGCAAAUGUGUCCUUUCUCUUUUAAAAGCAUUACAACAUAGUAUAACAUGCUCACUAGUUUCUGCUAAUCUACAUUUACUGCAAUUUCCAGACUCAUGUUAUCCGAUUAGAGGUAAUUUAAAGCUGUAUGACCAGGGCAAAGUCUAUUUAUAAUUGUGUCUUUUCUUCUAUUACCAAAAUCUCUUUCACUACCAACCUGAUAUUGAACAUGAUACAGAUGUCAAAAACCAGGAUUCCCAAUUCCCUAGGUAAAAAAAAUGACGUAAGCAAGACGACUAAACAACCGGGAGGGACCUUGGUCUUAUCGUUAUCUCGAGGGGGGGGGGGGCAGCCACCCUUAUAACUGGCUUUCUUCAUGGUUCUCUAAAAAUUAAGGCUUUCCUUGCGAGACGAGAAUCUUCACCAUCUGAAUCAUGAGUAAGUUAUAUUUUCCUUUUUUUCCUGUAUUUCUCGUUUAUAAUUUAUUUUCAUAUUUGCACUAUAUUUCUUAGUUUAUAUAUAUAUUUAUACUACUUGAAAAGCGGUUUACUGUACUUCCAACUUCUUAAUAUCAUUACAGUUCUACUGUCCUGCAUAUCCUACUAUUCUGUUUUUUAUAGAGUUUCUCUAUUACUAUAAGAUAUUAUUAAAGUUAUUCAUGUGUGUGUAUGAGGAAGAGAGAGUGUGUGUUUAUGUAUGUUGUGUCUACUUGCCCGCCCUUGACUGCACGAGUGUGUGUGUGUGUGUGUUUUUAGCACUCCUCAGCUCGUACACUUCUUUUUGACUUUUUUUGACUAUUACUGCUAUUAAAUUGCUCGUGAUUCCAAUCUGUCAAUGUCCGCCUAAUCCCGCUUCUAUGUGUCUAGGUGCCCGUUUUUCCUUCUUCUCCCUUAUGUUUAUUUUAUGACAUUUUUUAUCCACAACACUCUUUUGUCUUUAUCCCAAACUUCUUGCCACUUUCUUUUUAUAACCAUUUGGAUUAUUGCCGUAACUUCUGCUUUACUUAAAAGGAUAUUCAUUUCUAUAUUAGAGAAUUUCAGAGCUUGCUUUACCAGGUGAUCUACCCCCUCAUUUCCUUCUACCCCUGCAUGUGAUGGAACCAAAAGAAAGCAUAUCUUAACACCUAAGGUUUUAACUGUAAAUAAACUUAGAAGUAUGCCAUACAAGAUGUCUUUUCUGGAAGAUCUUCCAGUUAAUAAACAAGAUAGUGCAGAAAAUGAGUCUGAGCAGAUCACCAUCUCAAAAUCGAGCAUCCUCCACCCAUUUAAUAGCUAAUAGGAUUGCUACUAUGUCUACUAUUGCUACAAUUGAUACUAUUGCUACUAUGUUGAGAAUUCUCUUACUUGAUCAGAAGUACUUUUUGCAAUUUUGGAAUAAAUACAGCUGCUUCAGCUUGACCAGUUUCUGGAUCUUUAGAGCCAUUGGUCAAUAUUGAAAACAUUGGGUAGAAUUUCAGCUCUGGGUACUGAUUGAUCACUUCUUAUUUUUGACAUUACUCUGUUUUUCAUCAUUAACUACUUCUUGUAACUAAAUGUCCCCUAAAGGCAUAGGAAUAACUAAAGGGGAAUAGGUGAUACCACCACUGUAGGCCUCAUAUCCAUUUUAGACAAUCACAAGGACUGGACUUCUUUUUCCGUAAUCUAUCCAAAGAUAUUCAGGAUGGCUGACUCAUGCUCCCAGCAGUUCACCAAUAUCUUUUUGACUGGAUGAGUCUCACUAUGACCUUUUAUUGACAUCCUGCGUGCGAACAAUAAUUUUCACCUUCAGAUGUCAAGAGGCUUUCACACAUUUCAAUCUUUAGAGCAGGGAUGGAUGUAGAUCUAAGAGCCCCACAACAUAAACAUAAUGCCUGGUAUUGUAUCGCAUCAACUUUUUUAAAACUGUAUUUUAGAUGCAGAUCCAUAUACUGUACACCCAUAAUCUAUUGUAGACCUAAUCAGCACACAAUAUAUCCUCUUCAACAACUGAUGUCUGGCAAACUAAUCUACCAUGAUUAAACAUCUUAUAUAUUUAUUACAUUUGUCAACUAUUUUCUUUAUGUGAACUGCAAAUUUGAGUCUUGGGUCUAGCCACGCCCCCAGGAAUCUUAUUACUGACUCUUACUCCCAAUAAUGUCCAUAUAGCUUCAACCUCACGGUAGGGUUGAUUAUCUUUUUUGAGAAGCAAAUAACCUGUGUUUUUGAUACAGAGAGGAGAAAUCCCCAUUUAUCAGCCCACUUUCUACCUCAUUUAUUGACUUUGGCAUACUCUUAAUUAUAUAUGAUGCAUUCUUCCCUCUUUUCCAUAAAGCACCAUCAUCUGCAACUAGAGACAUCUUGAACACUGUACCCACAUUGGAGAACACAUCAUUAAUCACUACAUUUAAAAGGAUAAGACUGCAUAUACUACCUUGAGAGUUGCGGAUGUGAUGGGGAAGUGAAUUCCAGAGCUUAGGGGCAAUGUGACUAAAGGCUUUUCCACCCACACAGCAAAUUGAGCAGAGUUGAAUUUUUGGUGUUGAUGAACAAAAUCAACUCUGAUAGUGUUACCGCUAUGGUGGAACGCACCAUUAGGAGUGACUGACCUAGAUCAGGCUGGUUGCUGAUUCGUCCGUCCUUCUGGCAGGAGUUAGGUUAACGGACCCCUCCCUUAAUUCUAGUGGAAUGCACAGCAGGUGGAACGAAGGAUAUUUUGUGGAAGAAGACUUUGUGUCGGAAAUGCUGGCGAAAGUGGACAUAGGAGGAGGGCAGAAAUAUAUUUAAGUUCCACAGACUGAUGAAGUCUUUCAAUUUGAGAAAUUCCUUCAAGAAGUAACAGAAGUUUAGUCUGCAGCCAGACAGUUUCAGUAAGGGCCAGCUCUCAGUCACUGAUGUGUCAGGAACAGAGGUGGAUGGAGAUGUCUUUGAUGAACUUGUCAAGUCAGGUGUCUUGACCUUCAAGAUCCCCUUACCAGUAAUGGGUAAAGAUGUGAAGGCAUGGGAAAAGGCAGGGGUUUGAUGAGGUAUCACAGGCAGUGUAAACUAAGAGGCAUAUAGUGUGUUGUCUAAAAUAUCUUUUUGAGGGACCUCAAAAUAUUAUCAUUUGCUAUACUAUUGAUCAUUAUGUUAAGUACAUCUUAUUCGUAUAUAUGGAAAGUACUUAAUGAAGAUAAUAUACUUUAUAGUUUUUUAUGUAACCAUUCAAGUAUUUGUUGAAAUGCUUUUGUUACUGAUAAAUACAUCCAUCCAUCCAUCCAUCUUCAACCGCUUACUCCUUUUCAGGGUCGCGGGGGAACCUGGAGCCUAUCCCAGGGAGCAUCAGGCACAAGGCGGGGUACACCCUGGACAGGGUGCCAGUCCAUCGCAGGGCACUGAUAAAUACAUGUAUAUUUAAAUUGAUUUUGUUCUGUCUGCGAUUUUGUAGAUCUGGAUGUUCAGCUGGUCUCAGAUCAAGCAUCCUCCUCUGUACUGACACCACUAUCCCCAGCUUCAUCCCAUUCAUCAGACUCCACAAAUGUCCUUGAGUCCACAAGAAAGAAGAGGAACCCGACAGAUUUAAUGGACCAGAAUGAAGCAAGACAGGAACACUACUAUGAUCCUGAGGGUAAUACUGGCUUCGUUGCAUGGAGCAUCAAGAGAGUUCAACGUAACACUUGUGCUGCCUCCCGGUGUCAUUCCAAGACUGUUCUUCAGGAUGGUCCAAAAACCAGAUGAGAAUCUCUGUUAACCUGUCAACAGCUAUUUGGUGAGGAGUGCAAGGAGGCAAUAUCUACAAUACGAUAUUCUACUGAUGAAUCUGUGGUUAAAGAGAAGAUCAGAGCAACUUUCCAGUAUCGACAGAAGAUGGUCGGUGAGGAUACAUCAUCUUCAGUCCUGGAUUUGUUCCCUCGUUUUCUUGAUGUACCUGGACUGAUCGACCAGGAUUUAUCCAUGAUGUUUGGUGAUGAAGUGUCUCAGAAGUUCCGGAAAAACUGGUCAACAUUCUUCAAGCCAAAAAUCAUUGCAGACUGCAAGACUUUAAGAAUAUGGGCGAGCUGCUGUCAGGAACUGAACCUGAAUCAGAGGACUACUGGAUGGGACAGCGAUAUGUCCUUUUGCUGCUGCAUCUGCUCCCUCCAAACUCAAGAGGCCAGGAAAAAAACAUCCAAGAUCAGUUCACCUCAAGCAACCAGCCAUCUUGUGAGAUAUCUUAAGGAAGGGGCCAGUGUGACUACCUUCAUUGAGAGUGCUGACACAAGACAACCGUUCCUCCUCUGCAUCAGUGAGCGAAAGAAGGAUAUCCAAAAGUUCUCCAAUACUAUUGACGAAAAACCGAUCCCAUGUAAGGCGCACACAUCAGUGGCAGCUUUUGAUGAACUAUUCAAAGCUCACUAUAUCUUCAGUCUCUCAUAUGAUGAAGCUCUUUGUAAUUUCUACACAUUUAUCCAAACCACUAUCUAUAACAUCGAUGUCGGAAGAGCAAAGGAGAGCCCGCGUGUUAAAGAACUUUUAGCAAGAUUGCUGCAGCGAGAUUAACAACCUUGAAGAUGUUCUCAUGUUUUGUAUGUAAAGCGCACCUCAGAACUUGUUUAGUUCUUUGUCAACAUUUAAAAUUUCAACAUGGUUUAUAUCUUAGGAAAAAGUUACGUUUAAAAUGUGGAGAGCCAGGUUGCCCAUUAUCAUUUUGUACUUACAGUGGCUUCCGAAAACACCUCAGCAAGGUACAUAGUCACAAUAUGGAUCAAGAGAUUGAUACUAAUCAGGACCUUUCCACUCAGGGAGAAUAUGAGGCGGAAUGUUCAAAUGAUCGCCCAAAUUCUGUUGCCACUUUACAUACUUCACAAAGUUCUUUUGUUACAAGUCAGCUAUCUUGAAUGUUUGGAUCAAUUGUUGCUCAUUUGCAAGCAUCAGGUCUUUCGGAAAGUGCUGUCCAAACAAUUGUUUGUCCACUGGAAGUUCUUAAUGAUGUUAAAAGCCAAACACAAGAUGUAGUUCUUUAAAUUGUUACUCCUGAAAGUACAAGUUCACACAAUUGUAGAAGAAUAGAACACUGUUUUGAUCAAUUAGGUAAUCCUUUUUCAGCAUUAAACACUGAGUCAAAGAGGCAUAAAUAUUAUGAUGAGAAAUGGGAAAUAGUUUAACCUAAAGAAUGUGUUCUUGGGGUGAGAAUGGAUUUGCACAGAGAUAGAACUACAAGUAUCUAUAGUUAGGUUCCCGUAACGGACAAGUGCAUGUAUGUACCCAUUCUGGGUGCACUGAAAUCCAUAUUCAAAAACAGUCAAGUUAGAGAGAGCUUUUUACAGGACAAACAGAGUGGAAUUGGAGUUUACAAAGACAUUAAUGAUGGGUCGUAUUUCCAAAUCCAUGCACUGUUCUCGCAGCAAAAGCAUACUUUACAGAUUCUACUCUAUUACGACGAUUUUGAAAUUGCUAACCCUCUAGGUUCCAAGAGGGGGAUCCACAAACUUGGUUGUAUCUAUUUUACUCUAAAAAAUCUUCCACCCAAGUGUAAUUUGGUAAUGAUUAAUGUACAUCUUGCAGCUCUAUUCUACAUGGAAGAUCUUAAGACAUAUGGUUUUGAUGUGAUACUAAAGCCCCUUAUUAAUGACUAGAAAAUCUUAGAAACCGAAGGCAUACAGCUUCCUUGUUUUGAACAACCAUUGUUUGGCUCAGUAAUUCAAGUAACAGGAGAUAAUUUGGCUUUAAAUGACUUGCUGGGAUUUGUGGAAUCUUUCAGUUCAACUAAUUUCUAUAGGUUUUUUUAAGGAAGAAGUUCAAUCUGUAUUUACUGAAGAUCAUUCUGGGUUAAUUUUCCAUUCCAAAGAGGUUCAUACUGAACACUGUAAGGCACUAAAUGAAAAUCCUAAACUGCGAUCAAUAUAUGGGGUCAAAAAGUCAAGUGUGCUCAAUUCUUUACAGUAUCAGUACCAUUGUACUGAUAACUAUGAUGAUAACAUCAUGCAUGAUCUGCUAGAGGGUGUGGUACAGUAUGAACUUAAGCUGUUUUUUGAGUACCUUGUUAAACAGGACUAUGUCUCUUUGAACACAUUGUCAGAUAGGAUACAGAGCUUUAAUUAUGGUUACACAGACCGUAAAAACAAACCAAGUGGGGUAAAAAUGGAUAAUAAGAGCAAACACCUGGGUUUGAAUGACAUACAGUCCUGGUGUCUUCUGCACAACACUCCACUGAUAUUUGGUUAUGUCAUUGAAAGGAAUAAGAAUCACUGGAACUUUCUCCUGCUUUUGAUACAGAUUGUCAAUGUAGUGUUCUCCUACACCAUAACUGAUGGGAUGAUAUGUUACUUAAAACAUCUGAUCUGUGAUCACCAUACUCUGUUCAAAGAAUUGUUUCCUGACAAGAGGUUGAUUCCCAAGCACCACUUGAUGAUACACUAUCCGAGAUACAUAAAAAAAAUUGGCCCUCUUAUCCAUAUGUGGUGCAUGCGAUUUGAAGCUAAGCACCAUAUUUUCAAAAGAUGUGGCAAAAAUUUCAAGAAUCUCAUUAAACCAUUAGUAAAGCAACAUCAACAUCAGUUGGCAUUUAACUAUGAAAAUUAUUGUUUUAGAAGGUUUGAAUUUGGUCCUACAACAUCAAAAACCAUCUGUGACUUGCAAGGUGGGGAAGAACUCAGACAGACAUUAUAUUUUUGAAGCCUAUUUGAGUGUUACAAGUACAAAGUGGGUCAGACAUUAUGGUACUGAGUAUCAGUUUGGUUUGUUCAUAUGCACUGGAUGUACUUAUGAUCUCCCUGUGUUCAAAAAGAUCUGUGAAAUAAUAAUAUAUGAAGAGAGUGCUUUCAAAAUUUCCUGUAAUGUAAAAAUAAUGUACUAUGAUAACCACUUCAGUGCAUAUUGUAUAGAAAAUGACCAAAUGGAUGAGUUUUCUGUCAUCUCUGUGAAUGAACUGACAGAUUUUAGGCCAUUUGACAAGCAGUGCUCUAAUGAGAAUAAUCAAAGAGAGUACAUAGUGCCCAACUGUUAUAUUUAGAAAGACUUGACUUGAGGGGUCAGUAAUGUUAACACAAUUGAAAAAAUAAAAUUAUUAUAAAGCAAUUAAAUUUAUUUGCCUUUUAGAUUGGUAAUCAUAUAAAUGUAAUUUUAAUUGUGAAGUAGCAUAUUACCACUUGUGUUAGAAGCAACUCAUUUUAUAGUAUGCAAUUAAAACUGUGACAGUUAAUGAAUUACUCUUAUGAGAAUUAAUUUCUAACACUACACACUGGUGUUGAGAAACUAACACUUGAGGAGUGUUAAAUUUCAACUAUACAAAGAGUUGAUGUGAACUCUAUUAAAGUGUUAAAAUGCCAACACUUUAAAAGUGUUGAAAUGAACUCCAAUAGAGUUGAUUUGUUUCUGUGGAUUUUGCUGUGCAUGGUGCUAAAGUUCAUGUCCGGUAUUGCUAUUAGACCUGCUGAGGAGGAUUGCAGUAAGUGGAGAGUGGUGUAGUUCUCUAAGAGGUUAGCGAGGUAAGAGGGAGCAUAAUUAUGUAUGGCUAGUGAAGCUGGAUGAGCAGAGGUGUUACAUGGCUGGUUGAUUUGGAGCAUGUAAUGAUCCUUGCUGCAGAGUUUUGAAUUAUUUGGAGCCAGUGAAGUAGUUUAUUAGGAUGCCAGACAGCAUGGAAUUGCAGUAGUCAAUGUGGGAUGUGCAGUAUCUCACAAAAGUGAGUACACCCCUCACAUUUUUGUAAAGAUUUUAUUAUACCUUUUCAUGUAACAACACUGAAGAAAUAACACUUUGCUACAAUGUAAAGUAGUGAGUGUACAGCUUGUAUAACAGUGUAAAUUUGCUGUCCUCUCAAAAUAACUCAACACACAGCCAUUAAUGUCUAAACCGCUGGCAAUAAAAGUGAGGACACCCCUAAGUGAAAAUGUCCAAAUUGGGCCCAAAGUGUCAAUAUUUUGUAUGGCCACCAUUACUUUCCAGCACUGCCUUAACCCUCUUGGGCAUGGAGUUCACCAAAGUUUCACAGGUUGCCACUGGAGUCCUCUUCCACUCCUCCAUGACGACAUCACAGAGCUGGUGGAUGUUAGAGAUCUUGUGCUACUCCACCUUCCGUUUGAGGAUGCCCUACAGAUGCUCAAUAGGGUUUAGGUCUGGAGACAUGCUUGGCCAGUCCAUCACCUUCACCCUCAGCUUUUAUAGCAAGGCAGUGGUCGUCUUGAAGGUGUGUUUGGGGUCGUUAACAUGCUGGAAUACUGCACUGGGGAUCAUGCUCUGCUUCAGUAUGUCACAGUACAUGUUGGCAUUCAUGGUUCCCUCAGUGAACUGUAUCCCCCCAGUGCCGGCAGCACUCAUGCAGCCCCAGAUGAUGACACUUCCACCUCCAUGCUUGACUGUAGGCAAGACACACUUGUCUUUGUACUCCUCACCUGGUUGCCGCCACACACACUUGCUGUGUUGAGUGAUGGAUGGGCAUAGUCUUGCAGUGUUCCAUAGAUGGAAAAAGGCACUGCAAGAAACAUUGUUUAUGUGUGCAGCAAAUGAGAAAAUGCUAUGUAAAAUGUCACUAGGCUCUUAACCUGAGUGGAGUAUGGUAUAGUGCAGCCGUCAAUGGAGAGGGUGAAGGUGUUUCAAGUGCUGUUUUAGAGCCAACAAUGAGUAGCUCAGUCUUAUUGCAGUUUAAUUUCACUUAGUUCUUAGUCAUCCAUAAGUUGAUGUCAUGAAGACAGGCUAUGAUCAUACUGAGAGGAAGAGAGUCUGAGGGCAUUGUGGAAUGUGUAAAGCUGAGUAUCAUCAGCAUAGCAGUGAAAGUGAACACCAUGAUUUCAAAGGCUAUUACCAAGUGGGAGGAGAUAGAUGAUAAAUAGGAGAGGCCCUAAAACUGAGCCCUGGGGAACCCUCUUGGUGACAGCCGAGCUCUCUGACUUGCAGCUUAUUAUUUGGACAAAUUGUGUCCUGUCAGUUAGGUAGGACAUGAACCACUGAUGUACAAUGCCAAGGACUCCAGUGUUAGCUAGAUGUUCUAGAAGAAUCCGAUUAGAGAUGGUGUCAAAGGCUGCACUGAGGUCUAGGAGGAUGAGGAUGGAGAGAAGUCCAGAAUCAGCUGCGCAAAGGAGGUCAUUGGUUAUCUUAAACAUGGCAGUUUCUGAACUGUGUUUAGGAUGAAAUCCAGAUUGGAAUGGCUCAAACAGAUUAUAGUUUUUUAGGUGAUCCCAAUAAUUAUUGAAGUCAUCAGGAUCGAUUCCUGGCUUUUUC